GUCUUCCUCUUUGACAUCUUUGGGAUAACUGAAAGCUUCCUGCUGGCUACGAUGGCCUUUGCUCGUUACGUGGCCAUUUGCCAUCCCCUGGUGUAUCCCCUUGUCAUGUCCCCAAAGUGCUGUUUCCAGCUGGUGACUGGGUCGUACCUCGUGGGGCUGACCAAUGGCAUGGGACAGAUCAUCAGCAUGUCCAACCUGUCCUUCUGCAGCUCCAGCACCAUCGACCUCUUCUUCUGUGACAUUUCCCCUCUCAUCUCGCUCUCAACCUCCGGCACCUCCCUCAGCCACAUCAUCCUGACAACUGCAGCAUCUCUCUUUGGCGUGUCCAGCAGCCUGCUCGUCCUGCUCUCCUACAUGGCCAUCAUCUCCACCAUCCUCAGCAUCACUUCAGCCAAGGGCAAGCGCAAAGCCUUCUCCACCUGCACAUCCCACCUCACCACUGUGAGCAUCUUCUAUGGGGCAUCCUUUUUUAUGUACUUAAACCCCAGCUCAGGCAGCUCAAGAGGAGCAGGAAAAUGGGCUGUGGUGCUCUACACUGUGGUGACUCCCAUGCUGAACCCCUUGAUCUACAGCCUGAGGAAUAAAGAGGUGAAAGAGGCCUUGAGGAGACUCGUGAAAAUAAAGUGA
Messenger RNA from Nestor notabilis (Kea), 627 nucleotides. RefSeq names its product olfactory receptor 1440-like. NCBI's taxonomy places the organism in Eukaryota, Metazoa, Chordata, Aves, Psittaciformes, Psittacidae. The transcript has a single exon. The annotation marks the transcript as partial. Gene Ontology annotation, molecular function: odorant binding; olfactory receptor activity. The record is from RefSeq and is a predicted model, not a curated record. Gene Ontology annotation, biological process: G protein-coupled receptor signaling pathway; sensory perception of smell. Gene Ontology annotation, cellular component: membrane.